Molecule: messenger RNA, 1398 nt
Organism: Paramecium pentaurelia
Lineage: Eukaryota; Ciliophora; Oligohymenophorea; Peniculida; Parameciidae
Source: the annotation of a GenBank genome assembly
AUGAAUGAUUGGCCUAAAUGUGCUAAUAUAAAUCAUAAAGAAUAAAAAAUAAUUGGAUUUUGUUUUUAUCCUCUGUGUAAAAGCAAAUAAAGGUUAUUAUGCAUCAAUUGUUUAAAAUAAACUAUUCAUGACGAUCAUAAAAAUGAUAUAGUAGAAUGUGACAGACUGUCAGAAUGGAUAUCAUAACAAUAAUAGAUUUCAUCAGACUUUAUAAAUAUUUUGAAUUCUUGUUUAGAUAAUAUAUAAUAACCAUUUUAGAAAAUUUAAAAAAUGAUGGAAAAUUAACUAUUAGAACUUUCUGAUGAUGAUUUUAAAAACUUAGGCUAUACUAAUCUUAAUGAUGCAAUUCGAAAUUAAGUUCUUUAUAGAAUGUUGAUGGUUUAAUUUCUCCAGUGCAAAUUUAAGUAGAUGUUUGAAAGCUUUAGUAAAAUAUUAAAUAAUUUGGGAUAACUUAUGACAGAGUAAAGUAUGACUAAUAGUAUAUUCUAAAAAAGAUUAAAUUCAUUAUUGAAGUAAUUAAUUUUCUAAUCUAGUCCUUUUACAAAUAAUUAAGAAAAAAAUUCUAUUAAUAAGGAUUAAUCAAUAGGGAAUUUUUUUUAAACUGAAAACAAUUUAUAAGGAUUUAAUAGCAAUAAUUAAACAUUAGAGAAUCUCUAAGAGCCUUAAUAAACACCCUUAGAGUUUUUGCAUCACUUUUAUAAUCAAAUGAUCAAUGCUCAAAUUGAUUUCAAAAGAGAUAUAUCAGUUAAUGAUGGUAUAAACUAGUAUUGAAUAAUUAGGAAUUGAAAAUUUAAUUUUGGGAGACCAUGAAAAGGCACAAAACAUAUUUAAAACUCUGUCAUAAUAAAAACAAGAUUAGGAAUCGGUAAUUUGGUUAGGUUUAUAUAAAUUCUUAUCAUAGCUUACUGUUAAUAACUUUAAAAGAAAUAUCAUGAAGCGAUUAACACCUUAAGACCAUUAGGAAGCAUAUAAGAGAAUAGAUUAAACCCAUAGAUUUGGUAUAUAUCAAGUAAGUAAAAUUUAAUUUAGUGAUGAGUGUAAUCGGUUUGUAAAAUUAUAAAGAUGCUCUAUAUUGUAUUUAAAAAUACUUGAAAUUAAGACCUUAGAAUUCUAAUGGAUGGAUAAAAGCAGGUAAAUUUAAUUUAUAUUUAAGGUCUUAUAUUGUUAAAGAAAGGUGAGCACGAUUUGGCAAUUAAAUAUUUAUAAUAAGUACUUAAGUUUGACAAAAACAAUAUUGAAGCAAAAUCCUACUUAUGUAUUCAAUUUAUAAUAUGAAUAGGUUAGGCAUACUUUUCAACAGGUUUAAUGAAACAAGCUGAGAGAUAAUAUGGAGAAAUCUUAUAAAUUGAUUAAAAAAGCAAUUUUUUAAAUUUUAUCCAACCUUAUAUGAAAAAUUGA